AUGGAUACCCAGAAGAAUGUCCAGCCCCCAAAGCAGCAGCCACUGAUCUAUAUAUAUAGAGACUGUCACAUGGAAAAUGAAACCAAAUCCAGGGAUCCAAUCAGAUGCAGAGAGUGUGGAUACAGAAUAAUGUACAAGAAAAGGACUAAAAGAUUGGUGGUUUUUUCACAGCUCAGGGAAUUUUUCAGAAGAGGAGGUAGAAAGGUUGUAAGGGCCACAGAUCGAGACAACAUGCCCAGAAGUAUUCCUUCCCCCAAAUAUAACUGA
Molecule: messenger RNA, 267 nt
Organism: Jaculus jaculus (lesser Egyptian jerboa)
Lineage: Eukaryota; Metazoa; Chordata; Mammalia; Rodentia; Dipodidae
Product: DNA-directed RNA polymerases I, II, and III subunit RPABC4-like
Exons: 1
Coding region: 1-267 (88 amino acids)
Biological process (GO): DNA-templated transcription
Cellular component (GO): RNA polymerase I complex; RNA polymerase III complex; RNA polymerase II, core complex
Molecular function (GO): DNA-directed RNA polymerase activity; DNA binding; zinc ion binding
Source: RefSeq, a predicted model, not a curated record